GCUAUUGGUAUAUAAAGAGGCGGGAGGAAGUUGGGUUAUCAGUUGACUCGACUCUCCCGUUCACCGCUGUGUCCACUCCCCUAUACUGACCCUCAACCAUGAAGAGUUUGGUGCUGUUGGCGCUGGUUGGUCUGGCGAGCUGCCGCAUCGCUCUUAUCGGAGGGGACAACGCUCGUGACGUUACCAUCUUAUACACGUAUAUAGAUGAGUAUGGAGAAGAAAUUGAGGCAAAGUUUGAAGCUGAUUAUUUGAACCUGGCCAUCCAAAAUGCUGCCCCCAUCACAGCUCCAGCCUCACCCGUCAACACCCUCUACAUGCAGACGGCCCCGCUCCCACAGCUUCCCAAGUUGGCACCUGCAGCGGCCAUGUAUAAUCCCACUUUCGAAGCACCACCCGCCAUUGUUCAAGUGGCCACCAUCCCAGAACCCCAGCCUCCAGUAGCAAACCGUUACUCUCAGAUAAUGCCCAACCCUGUCCCUGCUUCGAAGCCAAAGGUGAUCACCCCCUACAUCUCUCUUGACGAUGAUGACUCAAGUGAGGAGACCCUGGACAUCGUCCCUGUCGCUGCACCCCAUGCUCAGCCUCUUGCUGCCGUCCGCAAGACCAUGGCAGCCAUUAAUCCUAUUCCAGCAAAACCCACUUUUAUGAUUUCUGAUGACAGCGAUGAAGACUAGAUUCGUCUUACGCUGAGCCAUCUCCGUUUCUUCCAGUGCAAAACAAUUUGUGUGGAGGCAAUGUCAUAUAUAUAUUUUGAAGACAUCAUACAUUGUUGUUUUUAUUUGCAUCAAAAUGGCAAAUUUGACAAAACUCCGCAUUAGCAUUGCUUACUUCUUCAAAAAAAUACAGAAUUGUAUAACAAAUCAA
Homarus americanus (American lobster) is the source of this 864-nucleotide messenger RNA. Its product is annotated as proline-rich receptor-like protein kinase PERK9. The transcript is spliced from 3 exons. The record is from RefSeq and is a predicted model, not a curated record. Lineage: Eukaryota; Metazoa; Arthropoda; Malacostraca; Decapoda; Nephropidae. The coding region runs from base 99 to 674 and encodes 191 amino acids.